UCUCCAUGUAGUACUAUUCUAGCUACGGUGCGACUUUAUAUAGCGUGUAAAACCCCGAUUUCGCCUGAGAUCGGGAGAAAAUGAGCGCUAACCAGAGGGUUAGGCUGAACACGGCAUCCAGCGGCAGCGGGUCCGGUUCAAACGAACCGGAUAUUUUCAACGAGAGAGUGCUUUUGUUAGUUAUGGAGUGGAUGAAAUGGGAUGUUCAAUUGCUUUGCCGGACGGCUUCCGUUUGCCGGCGACUUCGCGCCAUGGCGAAGCGGUUGUUGUGGCGGGAGCUGUGUUUGUUCCGGGCGCCGAGGAUAACGGAGACAUUGUCUAACGGUGUUCACAGCAGCCGGAUGGGCGGUGGUUGGCCGGCGUUAGCCAAGUUGCUGUUCUUCUGCGGCGGUUGCGAAUCUAGCCGGAAUUUCGUGUUAAGCCGGCCUAAACCGGGUCAUUUUGUGAUGGAAUCCCGGUUCUCCAAAACAUCCGGUCGGAGCUUUUUGAUGAAACGGUGUCGUGGCGACUUGUUGUUUGUAAGCGAUCCCUGUGAGCAUCGGAUGGGGGAUAGGGAGGAUGAUUUAGGGGUUUUCCGAGGGGUAUUUCGGGGAUUUCGUGAAUCGAAAACACGUGCCUGUUUGAUAGCGAGACAAGUGGCGUUGGAGGAGAAGGACAGGUGUCCGUAUUGUGGGGCCCGUGUUUGGAGUAUGACGACAGCCGGUUUAGUUCCUAGGAAUGCGGCUAAACGGCUCGGCUCACACGAAGGCGCGCUGGAAUAUUUCGUUUGUGUGAAUGGGCAUCUGCAUGGCACGUGCUGGUUAGCACCUUUAUCGUCGGAUGAAGGAGUGAACGGUGACGAUGAAAUUGAAGAAUAUGAAAUGGAUGGUAGUUAUGGUAGUGGCGGGACCGGAAAUAAUUCUGGUGGGGUCACUGAUGGGUUUUUUGAUGAUCCGACGGCUGGAAAUAGGUUCCAGUAUGAUGUUUAUAAUGGUUGUACAACUAGAUAAGAAUUCUUUCGGUUUCACUGGAUCAUUUCCAACUAUACCUUUUUUAGAGCUGAAAUUUCUAUUGUAGAGCAAACGACGUCGUUUACCUAAUCGAUGUGAAAGUCAAUUCGGUUUUGUUGCUCUGGUUUUAAUUUUCCCCUGGAAAAGGAAGUUUAGCAAAACCUUGAUCUGUAGGUGCAGCUGUUAUUGGUCGUACGCUACCACAUAAUUUUGUUAAGGUUUAAUACAUUU
Molecule: messenger RNA, 1220 nt
Organism: Cynara cardunculus var. scolymus (artichoke)
Lineage: Eukaryota; Viridiplantae; Streptophyta; Magnoliopsida; Asterales; Asteraceae
Product: EID1-like F-box protein 3
Exons: 1
Coding region: 81-989 (302 amino acids)
Molecular function (GO): protein binding
Source: RefSeq, a predicted model, not a curated record